Molecule: messenger RNA, 1536 nt
Organism: Trichoderma aggressivum f. europaeum
Lineage: Eukaryota; Fungi; Ascomycota; Sordariomycetes; Hypocreales; Hypocreaceae
Exons: 1
Coding region: 1-1536 (511 amino acids)
Source: RefSeq, a predicted model, not a curated record
AUGGCUCAGAAUCGAAACCCCAUCUACGUCACCGUCCCUUUUGAAGAUGCGGCGGAUGCUAACGCCAAGAACAGCAAAGUGCCUAGGGAACAGGACAGGGUCGGCCUCUGGGGCGGUAGCGGCGGUGGCGAGGGCAAGUUCGAGGUCGUGGUGGUUUACAUGGAUAACGAUAAGCCAUGCUACCGUGCGAGGGAGAGGGCUAUAAUCGACCAGAGCAUCCCGGUCGCGCUGGGCUCUCACCCCUCGUUCAUUCGCGUCCGACUCGACUGGCCGGGAGAGCUUCGCGGGCUGCCAAACCAUGUCAUACAGUAUGACGAUGUCCGCCAAAUCAAAGCGCAUUAUAGUCAGACGCCAAGGGAGGACGGAGGCCCAAAAGACGACGACUGGUGGUCCUACCUCGCCGACACACACAACUUCCUGAUUCGCCUACAGGACUGCAAGCAACCCAACGGCUUCGAGAUGACGGCAAUCCUCAGGGGGCAGGCGGACGACCUUGGCGGGCUCUUUUACGUCCCGGAGUGUCACAUUGUCGUCAAGCCUGGUAAGGAAAAGCAUCUGGAAGCAAGAGCCCAGGCCCUGCAUAGAGAUGGGAAAUACACGCCCUACAUGUUCUGCGAAGAAAAGAGGGCUGCCCUCCUAAGAAACUGGUUUACCAAGCGCUUCUUCGUCAGCGCGGUUGAGGUAGGACAGGACACGGGCAACUGGGUCACCAUCAUCUUCGACAGAUAUGUCAACCAACGAUUCGAAAAGGUUCCGCACCUCUACAUCCUUGACCCCAACCCCAACGGGCGGACCGAGCGUGCCGACCACACCAUCCAGGUAUGGAGAGAAAUCCUCAGGGAGAUCGGGUACUCGUCGACCUUUAUGGCCUAUGUCCUCCCCCUGACAAGCAGGCCGCACGACUGGACAACCGGCUACAUCGCCUUGUUUAGUGCUUUGCAGGCUAUGCGCGGUCUCUCGGGGCAGAACACGGCGGAGAUAGGGCUGAGCAAGGAGUUUGACGUCCUCACGCGCUACUUCUUGCCACCGGUUCCCGGCCCGGACCACAUAACGCCCGCGCAGCUUGCCGAUAGGAAAAACCGCCGCUUCCUGGAUGGCGGCAAGAGCGACCUUCGUUUCCGGGACUGGUGCAUCAGCAUCACCCGCAAGGGACCGGUCACCGACAAGCCUCGUUCGUUGGAUUGGGUGUUGCAUCACUUGGUUGCCUGUGCGGCAAUGGAACUGGGGAUCAGGAAACACACGGCGUUUACAGAAGCGCCCCUUCGCAACGUAUGCUUCAACCUGGAGCCGCUGGCUUCGAAUAUAGAGCGAUGGGGAACGCUGGAUGCCAAAGACCACCGAACAAUAUUCGGGGGCUUCAACCCGGUCUGCCCCCCCUUUGCCACUCAGCAGCGAUUUGGCGUAAGUAUGUUCGACGUGGCCCGUGACGACUUUACUGAGUAUGGCCCCGGUGGGAGACCUCUAUACUUGCUGCGCCGAAGGGCGGUACAGACAAUUGUUCCAACAAAGGACGAUUGCAACCCCAAUAUGAAGUAG